AUGCCUUUAGGAAUCAACAAUCCGCUUCCUUCGUCUAUGGCGUCGGAAUGCAAAAAAUGCGGAAAGAUCCUGACUUCCUUCGUCGAUCCACGACAAUCUUUUGGCCCAGAUAAGAUUAUUCCACCACAUGUUCUCGCGCAAGCUAAGGGUCUCGCGAUCGUUACUGUCCUCAAAGCCGGAUUCCUCGGUUCCGGUCGUUACGGCAAUGGUGUUGUAGUGGCUCGUCUCUCUGAUGGUUCAUGGUCGGCUCCCUCAGCAAUCGGAAUCGGCGGCGGCGGAUUUGGAGGACAAAUUGGUUUUGAACUUACGGAUUUCGUCUUCAUUCUUAAUGAUGCCGCAGCCGUGCGCAGUUUCUCUCAAGCUGGUUCGCUCACUCUAGGUGGAAAUGUUAGUAUAGCAGCUGGACCAAUAGGACGAAAUGCCGAGGCGGCCGGAGCUGCCAGUCUGAAGGGUGUAGCUGGUAUUUUCAGUUAUAGCAAGACGAAGGGACUUUUCGCCGGUGUCAGUAUCGAAGGAAGUGCAAUUAUCGAGCGAAGGGAUGCAAAUGAGAAAUUAUACGGAAGGAGAUUCACGGCUGCGGAGUUACUAGGAGGAGCGGUUCGGGCACCGCCAGCAGCACAACCUCUUAUGACUGUGUUAAAUUCCAGAAUUUUCGCGGGCCAAAGUCUUGAUAGUGGGACUUAUAAUGAUGCACCUGUUUAUGACGAACAACACGAUGAUGUGGUAUGGGAAGGUAGAAGAGGAAGUGCAUAUGGAGAGGGUACACGAAGAGAUCGAGGCGCAAGUGUAGGAAACGAUAGUGAUUAUGUGGAUAACGUUCGUCCCAAACGAGCAAAUACUUGGGCCGAUGAUAUUUACGACAGACCUCCUACCAAUGCAAGCAGAGCAAGGUCUGGAAGCGCAUUUGAUGACGAUUAUGUGUACACGGAUUCUCGUACGCCCUCGAGUCAAUUUGGUACGAGUGGGAGUGGGAAAGUAGGUCCCGGUAGACCAGCGGCUCCGAAACCAAAGUUUCAACCAAAGAUGGCUGGUUUGAGGGGUAAUGAGGCGGUUGCGCAGUUCACUUUUGAUGCGGAUCAACCGGGAGAUUUAGGAUUCAAAAAGGGUGAUGUUAUAACGGUGACUAAGAAGACAGAGAGUGAUGAGGAUUGGUGGACUGGUACUAUCAACGGACGAUCGGGCAUCUUUCCUUCGAAUUAUGUUAAAAUGAGAGAGUAA
Molecule: messenger RNA, 1218 nt
Organism: Sclerotinia borealis F-4128
Lineage: Eukaryota; Fungi; Ascomycota; Leotiomycetes; Helotiales; Sclerotiniaceae
Source: the annotation of a GenBank genome assembly